UUUGGUCUUUCUAAUUCAGCUCCAUGGUUCCAGAGUUCCAGAAACCUCGAGUCACAGAGAUACAUAUCCGAAUGAACUGUAACGGAUGUGUGCAGAAGAUUAAGAAAGCACUCAGUGGCAUAAAUGGUAUAUAUGAUCUCUAUAUUGACUUCCCUCAACAAAAAAUAACAAUAAUUGGGUGGACAGAUCCUGAAAAAAUAGUCAAAGCAAUUAAGAAGACAAGGAAGAUAGCCACCAUUUGCAAUAUUGAACCAAUUGAGUCUUCAUCUCAACCAACAGAACCAGAACCUGAAGAAAAUGCACAAGCCCUUGAAGCAACACAACAUGAAGAAAAUCCACCAACUCAAGUAGAGGAACCCCCGAGGGACACACCACUUCAUGAACAGCCACAACAUGAGGCAACACCAUCACCAACACAUGCAGAGAAUAAUCUAGACCAGCAGUCUCCAAGAACCAAUGAUGUAAAAGAGGCUCAUUGGAUACACCACAAUCCACCUAAUUAUGGAAACAGAUUUGGUUCUGGUCACAACUAUGUUGGACAGUGGAGGGAUAGAUACCAUAGUAGCCCAACAUUUCUUGAAGAGCAACCUCAACCAGUGUAUGUGACACAUAGUUAUAAUACAUAUAGGCUAUCACCUUAUGUCACUGAAUAUGAGUAUGUGAGGUCACCACCAAGGCACGCCCAUUACAAUAGUAUGGAACACUACACUGGACACUACCAAAAUGCCAAUGGAAGCAUCACAUCCAUGUUCAGCGAUGAAAAUCCAAAUGCGUGCAGGAUAGUCUAGAAGAACGUCAAAAACCUACUUAUGAAAGUUAAAAGAAGUUUAGAGACAAUUCUGCUUUGAGAUGUAUUAAUGAGCUAUGGUGAAGGAUUUUUCACUCUUAGCAAGCGGACCAAGCUUCGUUGUAGUAAUUUGAUAUCGUUCUCAGGAAUUUGGGAAUACUAGUAAUUUCCUUUCUUGUUUACAGAGAACAUGAAUGAAAUAUUGAUUUAAGUUUAUAAAAGAGCAAUUAAAAGCAAUAGUAUGAAUUUAAUAGAAAACCUUAU
Messenger RNA from Cajanus cajan (pigeon pea), 1051 nucleotides. RefSeq lists its product as uncharacterized. Gene Ontology annotation, molecular function: metal ion binding. The record is from RefSeq and is a predicted model, not a curated record. Lineage: Eukaryota; Viridiplantae; Streptophyta; Magnoliopsida; Fabales; Fabaceae.